Messenger RNA from Chondrus crispus (carragheen), 465 nucleotides. RefSeq names its product exosome component 4-like Rrp41-like. Gene Ontology annotation, cellular component: nucleolus; nuclear exosome (RNase complex); cytoplasmic exosome (RNase complex). The record is from RefSeq and is a predicted model, not a curated record. Lineage: Eukaryota; Rhodophyta; Florideophyceae; Gigartinales; Gigartinaceae. Gene Ontology annotation, biological process: nuclear mRNA surveillance; U4 snRNA 3'-end processing; rRNA catabolic process. Bases 1 to 465 code for a protein of 154 amino acids. The transcript has 2 exons.
AUGUUCGCCUCCCCCGUCUACCCCAGUACCUGGAAGGGCGACGGCAAGAGCACCGCCGCCGCCCUGGUCAUGCAGAAGGCCUUCGAGGGCGUCAUCCUGACCGCCUCGUACCCCAAGAGCCAGAUCGACAUCUAUUUCCAGGUCCUCCAGAACGACGGCGGCGCGCUCGUCGCCGCUGUCAAUGCCGCCAGUUUGGCACUGGUUAAUGUCGGCGUCGCCAUGUCGGAUUUCGUCGUCGCUUGUGGUGUGGGCUUUGUGGACGACACCUUUGUCGUUGAUCCUAGCUCGUUGGAGAGCGCCUCGGAUCGCCCGGAGCUCACGCUCGCCGUCUUGAGUCACUCUGCUAAGAUUGCUUCGUGUCAGUUGGAUAGCAAGCUCCCGGAUGGCGAGUCGUUUGAACGCGCUUUGGAGUUUGCGACGUCGGGUGCCAACCAAAUUUUCAAGGUCCUCGAUGCGCAAGUAUAG